This is a messenger RNA of Eimeria tenella, 612 nucleotides long. RefSeq lists its product as uncharacterized. The record is from RefSeq and is a predicted model, not a curated record. Bases 1 to 612 code for a protein of 203 amino acids. Gene Ontology annotation, molecular function: metallopeptidase activity; zinc ion binding. The transcript is spliced from 5 exons. Lineage: Eukaryota; Apicomplexa; Conoidasida; Eucoccidiorida; Eimeriidae.
AUGAGAGGAUCCUGGGAGUGGGACUGGUUCCAGUUGACUCUCAAAGAGGGUUUGACUGUGUUUAGAGACCAACUCUUUUCUGCUGCAAUGGGCUCUGCUGCUGUCAAAAGAAUCGAAGAUGUCAACUUCUUGAGGGCCCACCAGUUCCCCGAAGAUGCGGGCCCCAUGAGUCACCCCAUAAGGCCCGAGGCCUACAUAGCAAUGGACAACUUCUACACACUCACAGUCUACGAAAAGGGCGCGGAAGUCGUCCGCAUGUACCACACGCUGCUGGGCCCCGAGGGUUUCCGAAAAGGAAUGGAUUUAUAUUUCAAAAGACAUGAUGGACAAGCAGUGACUUGUGAUGAUUUUAGAAAAGCAAUGGCGGAUGCAAACAACAAAGACUUCACCCAGUUCGAGCGCUGGUACUCCCAGGCGGGAACCCCUGAAGUGGAGGUUUUGGAGCAGCGCUACGACGCCAGCAGCAAAAAGUUCUUUUUGCGGCUGCGACAAAAAACCCCUCCAACUCCAGGACAGCCAACGAAGUUGCCUUUAGUCAUUCCAGUCAAAACUGGACUUAUUGGAAAAGUUUCCAAAAAGGACCUUCUAGACCCCCCAACCCAGCUCCCGUGA